Messenger RNA from Podospora anserina S mat+, 315 nucleotides. RefSeq lists its product as uncharacterized. Bases 1 to 315 code for a protein of 104 amino acids. NCBI's taxonomy places the organism in Eukaryota, Fungi, Ascomycota, Sordariomycetes, Sordariales, Podosporaceae. The record is from RefSeq and is a predicted model, not a curated record. The transcript is spliced from 2 exons.
AUGUCGCAAAAGCACGAUCAGCCUCCCGCCUACGGCGCUCCUCCCCCCGGCGCUCCCCAGCAGGCUUACUACCCACCCCAGGGCGGCCCUCCUCCUCAGGGUCCCUAUGAUCAGCAACAGCCUUACUACCAGCAGGGCCCUCAGAUGGGCUAUGGCCAACAGCCACCUCCCGGCGCGUAUUACCAGCAGCAGGGCCCGUAUCCUCCUCAGGGACAGUACUACCCACCGCAGCAACAAGAGAAGAAGGGACCUGGUUUCUUCGAGGCGUGCUUGGCCGGUAUGGCGUGUUGCUGCUGCUUGGACAUCCUGUUCUAA